AUGUUUGGAUCCAUUGGAAGCGGUCGACCAGCGGAAGAAGAGCCUCUACAGGCAGUAACGGCCAAGACAUUUGCCAAACCACAUCAGACAAGUCUCAUGGGCACCCCUGAAACGCCCCAACCAUACACUAGCCCGUUCAGAAUCAGCUCUAUGCAUAGUGGAGGAGGAAGGUUGUCCUCUGGCUACUCCAUAGGAGCGUCUCGUGACCUAUCCAGCGGUUCCUCUUAUGUGCAGUCAAGUUAUGGCAACAGCAGCGGACUGAGUACCACAAACAGCUACGGGUCCAUGUCUAGUUCCCAUGCUGCUACUGAACGGCACAGAGACGACAACCACGCGAUGCACUCCUUCUGCUACAGCAAUAUCAGUCACAACAACAGUGCCGUCCAACGUGACUCUAUUGCCACCGUGGCCAAACAGGGUCUUGAGAUUGAGGCUCUGCAGAAGGAGAUCAAUCGUCUGAGCCAGAAGUUGUCUAGACAAGACUCCGUAUCCAUCCACAAGAUGGAUAACGCCACCGAGAACGCUUUCCGAGACUUAAAUGCGAAGGUCAAGUCAAAAAAUGACGAGGUGCAGCGUCUCGAGAUGACCAUCGAGUCUCUCUUGGCACAGGGAGCUUACGACGAGUCCGCAGCAUACAGAGUGUGUUCCAAAAUGCAAUCCUUGGUGGCCGAGAACAAGCGACUAGGAAGCAUGUUGGGAGCAGGGCGAGCCUUGCAGCAGGAGAUUGAGAUUGGAAUCCUACGAGUUGAGAACGAGACGCUUCAACAGCAGAUCGACGCUCUCAAUGCUGAGAAGAAAGGGAAAGAUUUGAAACAUGAAGGGUAA
Yarrowia lipolytica CLIB122 is the source of this 825-nucleotide messenger RNA. RefSeq lists its product as uncharacterized. NCBI's taxonomy places the organism in Eukaryota, Fungi, Ascomycota, Dipodascomycetes, Dipodascales. The record is from RefSeq and is a predicted model, not a curated record.